AUGUUGACCAAGGUUUCCGCCAUCGCCGCCCUAGUGGCUGCAGUUCGCGCGCAGCAGGCCUGCACGCUGAACGCCGAGAACAAGCCCGCCCUCACCUGGUCCAACUGCGAGGCCGGUGGCACCUGCACCAAGGUCAACGGAGCCGUCACCGUCGACGCCAACUGGCGCUGGACUCACCAGGUCAGCUCCAGCACCAACUGCUACUCCGGCAACAAGUGGGACACUUCCAUCUGCAGCGGCACCGGCGAGGACUGCGCCUCCAAGUGCUGCCUUGAUGGAGCCGACUACUCCGGCACCUACGGCGCCACCACCUCCGGUGACGCCCUCAACCUCAAGUUCGUCACUCAGGGCCCUUACAGCAAGAACAUCGGUUCCCGUAUGUUCCUUAUGGACGCUUCUGGUGAGAAGUACGAGAUGUUCAAGCUCCUUGGAAAGGAGUUCACCUUUGACGUUGACGUCUCCAACAUGGGUUGCGGCCUGAACGGCGCCCUCUACUUCGUCUCCAUGGAUGCCGAUGGUGGUGCCAGCAAGUACCCCGGCAACAAGGCCGGUGCCAAGUACGGCACUGGUUACUGCGACAGCCAGUGCCCUCGUGACCUCAAGUUCAUCGACGGCAAGGCCAACAUCGAGGGCUGGGUCCCGUCCUCCAACGAUGUCAACUCUGGUGUCGGUAACAUGGGCUCUUGCUGCUCCGAGAUGGACAUCUGGGAGGCCAACUCCGUCUCCACCGCCUACACCCCUCACCCCUGCGAGGAGAUCGGCCAGAAGAGCUGCUCCGGCGACGCUUGCGGAGGCACCUACAGCGCCACCCGCUAUGCUGGCACUUGCGAUCCCGACGGCUGCGACUUCAACAGCUACCGCAUGGGCAACACCACCUUCUACGGCAAGGGCUCCCAGUUCACCAUCGACACCUCCAAGAAGAUCACCGUCGUUACCCAGUUCAUUGAGUCUGGCGGUGCUCUCUCCGACAUCAAGCGUUUCUACGUCCAGGACGGCAAGGUCUUUGUCAACUCCAAGUCUGACGUUGCUGGCGUCGAGGGUAACUCCGUCAACACGGAAUUCUGCACCGCUCAGAAGAAGGCCUUUGGCGACGACGACGUUUUCACCAAGAAGGGCGGUCUCGCUCAGAUGGGUAAGGCUGUUGAGGAGGGUAUGGUUCUGGUUAUGUCCAACUGGGAUGACCACCACUCCAACAUGCUCUGGCUCGACUCCUCUUACCCUACUGACAAGACCGGCCCUGGUGUUGCCCGUGGCACCUGCGGCAAGGACUCUGGCGUCCCCGCCGAUGUCGAGUCCCAGGCUCCCAACUCUAACGUCAUCUUCUCUAACAUCAAGGUUGGCCCCAUCGGCUCAACCUUCAACAGUGCCGGCACCGGUUCUGCUGUGAGUAACGAUGUCUCAGAUGAGGCUAACGCCCCGGUUGCGAACCCUUCUUCCUCCCAAGCACAGCCCAGCUCCGCUGCUCCAGUCGUCACCAAGCCACAUGCAGAGACCGCCGCACCUUCUUCAGUCGCGCCCACCAGUGUCCAGCAGUCACCAGCAUCCUCCUCAACCAUUGCUAACGUUCCAUCUGAUGCAGUAACGAGCCAGACGUCGACGCCCGUGGCCUCCGCCACCUCCGCCGCAUCUUCCGCUCCCGCUGUCCCAUCCGUUGAACCCGUACCGAUCGCGUCUUCCUCCGCCGCCGCCGCCGUUCCCGUCGCCAGCUCCUCUUCUGUCGCCGCACCGAUUGCGUCUCAACCGGCCGGCGGAGAAGCGGUAGCCCUCUACCACCAAUGCGGUGGCCUCAGCUACUCUGGUGCCACCAAGUGCCAGAGCGGUCUGGUCUGCAAGCAGUGGAACGAGUACUACCACCAGUGCGUUGCUGGCGAUGAGGCCGUUGGUGACGAGUCCAACGAUGACGACGAUGAGUGCCCUGCUGCUUAG
This is a messenger RNA of Colletotrichum truncatum, 1926 nucleotides long. The record is from RefSeq and is a predicted model, not a curated record. NCBI's taxonomy places the organism in Eukaryota, Fungi, Ascomycota, Sordariomycetes, Glomerellales, Glomerellaceae.